Manihot esculenta (cassava) is the source of this 1692-nucleotide messenger RNA. Its product is annotated as ribokinase. NCBI's taxonomy places the organism in Eukaryota, Viridiplantae, Streptophyta, Magnoliopsida, Malpighiales, Euphorbiaceae. The record is from RefSeq and is a predicted model, not a curated record. Gene Ontology annotation, biological process: D-ribose metabolic process. The coding region runs from base 164 to 1318 and encodes 384 amino acids. Gene Ontology annotation, molecular function: ribokinase activity. The transcript is spliced from 4 exons.
UUUAAAGCAAUUUGAGGGCGUAAGGGCAAGUUGCUCUCUGCUGGAUCCAUCCCUGAAUAGAACUGUAGAAGAAGAUGAUAAACAAUGUCUUGCAAUUUGCAAAUAGACGUUGAGCUGAACAAUAAAUUGAAAUUUGAUCUGAGAGCAUUCAGUUAGAUCAAAUAUGAAAGGAAUAGCCUUUUCACCCACAAACUAUCAUUGCUGCUUCAAAAAUCAUCACAACACAUCUAGAAGAUCGUCAAUAAGCACAAACCCAAUUCAAUUCAACGACAACCAAAACCAAAAUCAAAACCCAUCAAUCAAAACACGCCCAUUCCCUUCACUUGUCCUUAAAUCCUCCAAAAACCCUAUAACACCAGUUAAUCCGGAGUCCAACAACCCACCGCUUGUCGUUGUUGGCUCAGCCAAUGCUGACAUCUAUGUCGAAAUUGAGAGAUUGCCCACCGAAGGAGAGACCAUCUCAGCCAAGAGUGGGCAGACACUUGCAGGUGGGAAGGGAGCUAAUCAAGCAGCUUGUGGUGGCAAACUCUCCUACCCAACGUACUUCGUGGGUCAGGUGGGAGAGGAUGCACAUGGGAAGUUGAUCAUUGAGGCGUUGAGAAAUGGAGGAGUUUGUCUUGAUUAUGUAAGGCAUGUUGGUGAUGUGCCUACUGGGCAUGCUGUGGUGAUGCUUCAGUCUGAUGGGCAGAAUUCUAUUAUCAUUGUUGGUGGAGCCAACAUGAGUCGUUGGCCUGAGAAAUUGAGCGAUGAAGAUUUGGUGGUAAUAAGGAAUGCUGGCAUCCUUUUGCUUCAAAGGGAGAUCCCUGAUUCCGUCAAUAUCCAAGUUGCCAAGGCUGCAAAGAGUGCUGGUGUUCCUGUCAUUUUCGAUGCUGGGGGAAUGGAUGCACCUAUACCCUUGGAACUGUUGAAGGUUGUGGACAUCUUCAGCCCAAAUGAAAGUGAACUAGCGCGUAUAACUGGCAUGCCUACUGAAAACUUUGAACAGAUUAGUCAGGCUGUUACUAAGUGUCAUGAAAUGGGGGUCGGGGAAGUCCUAGUGAAACUUGGGGCCAAAGGAUCAGCAUUAUUUGAAGAAGGCCAAAAACCAAUUAGACAACCCAUAAUACCUGCUGCAAGAGUCAUAGACACUACAGGUGCUGGAGAUACUUUUACUGCUGCUUUUGCUGUGGCUUCGGUGGAGGGCAAGACAAAAGACGAGUGCCUUAGAUUUGCUGCUGCAGCAGCUUCUCUUUGUGUGCAAGUAAAGGGAGCAAUUCCUAGCAUGCCUGACCGGACAGCAGUCCUGGAUCUUCUUCAAUCUGUGAGGGCAUCCUUUUGAUGAAAUGCAGAUCAGAGCUUACUUUCUGUAGUAAUAAAAAAUGCAUUUCUGGACUCUGCCAAAAGCAAAUAGCAUAUGUUGGAACAGAGCCUCAAUGGCUAUUUGUUUUAUGCAAUUUCAAGGCAAAAAGGGAGGGGAAGAAAAAAUGCGUUUUUUCGUCAGUUUCAAAAAACUGUAAACAUAUGUGCAUUAGCAGCUCAGAAGAAUGUGCAGUUUGCUCAAACUGGUAGAUUUCAUGUUGUUGCUUCCUAAUGUGGUUUAUUUAUUUAUUUUCCUCAUUCUCCCCUCUCUAAAACAGGUGCCUAGAUUCAUUCAUUUCAACUUUCCUUUUUUUUUUUCUGUUUAAAUGGAGGAACAUGACUGGCUUCUUUCUC